AAACCUGAGAACAAAAACCUCCCAUAAUGCAACUCGAAAUGGGUAAAUCGCCAUUUUAGAGGCUAUUUGUAAUCGUGGUUAUUGUUUGUGCUCGCCAGAAAUGCUAAAUAACAGAACUGAAAUCGAUGAAAAAUUCGAAAACUUGCUUUAUACCAAAUUCUUUAAACGCCCACAUGUAACAUUUUGUUACAUCAUUUCAUUAUAAUUAAAUUAACAAAAGACCACUGAAGGUCAAGUUUAUAUGGUUCUCUGUUUACAACUUAAAUACAUCGAGUAAAAAAUAAAUGACUACAAGUUUUAACUUGUUUCAACCAUUAUCCUGACACAAAGAGAUAAAAUUUGUGUUCAUUGAAAAAUAAAUAGUAACUAUUUACGUGUUUAAAAAUGAGAAGUCUCUAAUCCAGUUGAUGAGUAAAGCAAAUUAAUCCUUUUUGCGUUUUAUAAGUGCAAAAAAGACUCAAGUUUUUACGAGUAUUGGGAAUAUUCCUCACUGAUAGAAAUCCAAAAUGGGUUCAAGAAUACCAUCUGAUAAACUCUGCAAUUACCUCUUGGGAGAACUACUGUGAUGCAUCUUAUUCCAAGAGAAAAUCUGCCUGAACCUAAUUCUCAAGAUCAACGGCAUAAAAGUAAAGAAAGGAGCGGAGGUUGUUGCAGUUCAACUUGCACAAUACUAUAGGUUAUAUUAAUCAAAUCCUUUAUUCUACUUUUCCCCCCAAAGUGUAACACAACCACAAUAGUUGAGUGCAGACUUGAAAACUCUGAAUGUCCUUAUUCUCAGAAUUUUCUUUUUAGCGCUCUCACACAGCUAGGAAGCUGCUUAGAAAACUUGUGGUUAUGGGUACAAAACUAGUCCAAUGUCCCUGCACUCCUCUUAAGUAGCAACUAUUUUGCUUUAUGUUACUUUAAAAUGCCAUUUUUUGUGGAAAACAAAAAUUCUCUUGGUUUUUAAAGAAAUGAGAUCUUUUAUAAUUGUCUUUCAGUCGAUAAGUAAAUUUCAAAAGUUAGGUCGUAAAUGUUUUACCUUUUUUUAUGCUCAUGUAUGUUUUGCAUAUAAUUUUAUUCCUUUUUCAUCUUUACACUAAUAACUCUGAAAAGUUCUCAUUUUAUUAUUAAUUUAGCUACAUGAUGAUGCCCCAGCCCAUUUGUGACUUGGAAUAAUAAUGAUCUUUAAUUUAUGAAUAAGAAAAAUCAUUCCAAAAAAAAUAGCUCUAGGAAUAUGCUUCUAAGUUCACAAUGGGCUAGCAUAUUAUAUAUUUGUGAAUACUGAACAUAGAACAAAGUGCUUGCUAGAUUUCUUGUAUAUAAUUUAAAUAUUGGUUCCUUGGAAAGACCCACUCCUGUGCUUGGGAGUUCUAUAUAGAGUUGUAUCUUUUAAGAUUAUGGAUUUUGUGCAGUGGCAUAUAUAAUGUAAUGUUAUCAAUAAUUUUUAAUCUUGCCUGUUUAAUUAUACUUUUCUCUACCCCACCCUAACUAUUUUAUUUAUUGAAAGUUGCAUUAUUUGAAUAUCAUUUAAAUCUUACAGAUCAUUGAUUUAUUCAAAUAAUUUCAUGUGUUGAUCAUAAUUAAAUCACAAAGAAAUUCUAUUAGACUUAAUAGUUAAUUCAUAUUCUUUUUAGCAAAUCCAUUUCAUUUUGUUUAAAUAAUGCUUGAAUUCUCUUUUCUCAAAGCUGGCUAUUUGUUACAAUUUUUGCAUUAGUUAUGAGUAACACAUAUCAUAUAGGAGAAAUUGACCAUUCUAUAUGCCAUUGUUUCUGCAUAUGUUGACGUUAGUGACUUGUUCAUAUUCUAUUGUAUAAAUAUUAAUGGAGAGUUUAAUGAUGUUACGUAACCUGAUCUAACCAGAUAGAUUUUAUGCUGAUGUAAUAUCCAUGCUUUUACUUGUUAGAUCUGACUAGAUAUAAAGACAUUUUACUUUUAUUUUAUUGCACAGGGUCAGUCAAUUUCUUUUAGAUCAAAAAAUUAUGUGGGAUUUAAAUUAUAUAUUCUGACUGACUUUCCUAAUGGUGGACUUUGACAUUUUUAGUGAUCAACAUGGUUGCAUAAUGUGCAACUCAUAGUUAAGUUAUAUGUGUAUUCAUUGUGGAUUAUGGUGACUGUUUUAGUGACUUUGUUUGCAAUAUGUAUAGAGAAAAUGAGUUGCUUGGUGCAACCUGCGCCCCAACAGUGUAAUUAGUGUGUAUAUAUCUAUACUUCUGUGUUUUGAAAUUGUAAAGUUUUCAAGCUUUGUAUAUAGGUUAUAGCUUAUUGAAUGUGUAUCUUUAAGAAAACACUGUUAGAAAAAUCCUUUUCCCUCCAUUGUAGUCAAGAUCUAGAAUAUCUGUACAUUAUUACAUGGAGUCUUAAAUCUGUGUGCCAUUUUAACACCUUUCAUCUUAAUAAAAUAAAAUAUUCACAUACAAA
Messenger RNA from Parasteatoda tepidariorum (common house spider), 2400 nucleotides. Its product is annotated as ubiquitin-like protein 3. NCBI's taxonomy places the organism in Eukaryota, Metazoa, Arthropoda, Arachnida, Araneae, Theridiidae. Gene Ontology annotation, molecular function: protein binding. The record is from RefSeq and is a predicted model, not a curated record.